GAGGGACAUGAUAUCAUGCUGGGGUGAAGACGGAGGAUGAAUUGGCGGCGCGGAUGAAUUUGAGCUGACGGAAGGAGGCGUUCUAAGAGGAGAGGAAAAGGAAAGAUGACCACUGUUCCCAUGAUGCACGGAGAGAUGACUACAUUUCCCAUGAUGCGCCGGGAAAGGGGCGUAGGGAAAAAAAAGACUGCAUGUCCCGCGAUGCUCUCGGCGGGGCCGUGGCGGAGAUUGAACCUGAAGACGCUUUCUGGGCUUGAGAAGUCGAGGAACUGCUACUUACCAGCGAAAAGUCCAGCAUGAAACUGUAUUGCCUGUCAGGGCACCCAACCUUACCAUGCAACGUGCUCAAAUUCAAAUCAACCACCAUUAUGUUGGACUGUGGACUGGACAUGACUUCCACCCUCAACUUCCUUCCUUUGCCACUUGUUCAAAGUCCCAGACUGUCCAAUCUUCCUGGCUGGUCCCUAAAGGAUGGAAACGCUUUCUUGGACAAGGAGCUAAAGGAGUGCUCAGGUCAUGUAUUUGUGGAUUCUGUACCCGAAUUCUGCCUACCAGAGACCGAGCUAAUAGAUCUGUCUACAGUGGAUGUGAUCCUCAUCUCUAACUAUCACUGCAUGAUGGCCCUGCCCUACAUCACCGAGCACACAGGGUUCACGGGCACGGUCUACGCCACGGAGCCCACCGUUCAGAUCGGCAGGCUUCUCAUGGAAGAGUUGGUGAACUUCAUUGAACGAGUGCCCAAGGCCCAGUCUGCCUCCCUGUGGAAGAACAAGGAUAUUCAGCGGCUCCUGCCUUCUCCUCUCAAGGAUGCAGUAGAAGUCUCAACCUGGAGAAGAUGCUACACUAUGCAGGAGGUGAACUCUGCCCUCAGUAAGAUCCAGCUGGUGGGAUAUUCUCAGAAAAUUGAGCUUUUCGGCGCGGUCCAGGUGACUCCUCUAAGCUCUGGCUAUGCCCUUGGAAGCUCCAACUGGAUCAUCCAGUCCCAUUAUGAGAAAGUGUCUUAUGUCUCUGGAUCCUCCUUGCUUACCACGCACCCACAGCCCAUGGACCAAGCAUCUCUCAAAAACAGCGAUGUUCUCAUCCUGACGGGCCUUACCCAGAUUCCCACCGCAAACCCUGAUAGCAUGGUGGGUGAGUUCUGCAGCAACCUAGCACUGACAGUUCGGAAUGGAGGAAACGUGUUGGUGCCCUGCUACCCUUCGGGAGUGAUCUACGACCUCCUGGAGUGCCUGUACCAGUACAUCGACUCGGCCGGCCUCUCCAGCAUCCCCUUCUACUUCAUCUCCCCGGUGGCUAACAGUUCACUGGAGUUUUCACAGAUUUUUGCCGAGUGGCUUUGUCACAACAAACAGACUAAGGUGUACCUCCCAGAACCGCCUUUUCCUCAUGCUGAGCUCAUUCAGACCAACAAGCUGAAGCACUACCCCAGCAUCCAUGGAGACUUCAGCAACGACUUCAGGCAGCCCUGCGUGGUCUUCACUGGACACCCUUCCCUCCGGUUCGGGGACGUGGUCCAUUUCAUGGAGCUCUGGGGAAAGUCGAGUCUCAACACGGUCAUCUUCACAG
Molecule: messenger RNA, 1566 nt
Organism: Bubalus bubalis (water buffalo)
Lineage: Eukaryota; Metazoa; Chordata; Mammalia; Artiodactyla; Bovidae
Gene: INTS9
Product: integrator complex subunit 9
Biological process (GO): snRNA processing
Cellular component (GO): integrator complex
Source: RefSeq, a predicted model, not a curated record